AUGGCAUCAGAACCUGUAAAUGUGAAGGAUUUCCAAGAAUUGGCUUAACAAGUCCUUCCAAAGAUGUACUAUGAUUUCUAUACAGGAGGAGCUGAGGAUGAAUACACACUGAAGGAGAAUGGGGAAGCAUUUCAAAGAAUCAUGAUACGGCCUAGAAUUCUUGUAGAUGUUAGCAGAAUAGAUAUGUCAAUUACUGUGUUGGGCUACAAAAUCUCAGCUCCUAUAAUGGUUGCUCCAACUUCUAUGCAACAAUUAGCACACCCUGAAGGAGAGGUUGCCACAACAAGAGCAGCCGCAGCAUGCAACACCAUAAUGAUUCUAUCCUGCAUGUCUACCAGCACUGUGGAGGAGGUUGCUUCCAGCUGCAAUGCUGUUCGCUUCUUUCAGUUAUAUGUUUUUAAGAGACGAGAUAUAUCGGCUCAGCUAGUUCGGAGAGCUGAAAAAGGUGGAUUCGAAGCUAUUGUCCAAACAGUUUAUUCUCCUAGGCUUGGUCGAAGGGAGGCAGACAUAAAGAAUAAAAUGGUUACACCUCAGUUGAAGAAUUUUGAAGGUCUUUUACCUACUGCAGUAAACUCUAAUGAUGGUUCAGGUCUAGACUUCUGCAAUGAGACCUAUAAUUCUUCUCUCUCUUGGGAGGACAUAGGAUGGUUAAGAUCUAUUACAAGCUUGCCAAUUCUGGUCAAAGGGGUACUCACUCAUGAAGAUGCAAGAAUGGCUGUGGAAGCUGGUUUUGAUGGGAUUGUUGUCUCUAAUCAUGGAGCCCGGCAGCUUGAUUACACUCCUGCCACUAUAUCUGUCCUUGAAAAGGUAAUAACUCGUGCAAUAAAUAUAAUGUUGAAUAAUGAUCUGGGUGAACCAUGGUUGAUCAGGUAGUUCACGCGGCGAGGAACAGACGUCUUCAAGGCAUUAGCCCUCGGUGCAAAAGCUGUACUUAUUGGAAGGCCUAUUAUCUAUGGCCUUGGUGCAAAGGGGGAAUAUGGAGUGAGACGUGUACUUGAACUGAAAAACGAGCUUGAGCUCACCAUGGCUCUUUCUGGCUGUCCUAGACUUGAAGAUAUCACAAGGGGCCAUGUGAGGACACAGCAUGAGAGGCUCCCACUCAAUGCAUUAAUUUGAGCGUUUGAUUUGACUCAAAAAUAAAAGCUAACUAAAACAAGAGAACUCAAACUCUUUGGUUUUCCUUUUUUGUUUUGUAUUGUAUUUUUUUUUUUUUAAGAGGUUUUACUUUGGUCAUGUUUAUUGGGUUGUGUUUUAUGUUCUUGUUCAGUAUGUAAGAUUGUAUUAUAUUAGAUUGGAUUGGUACAUAUUGUAUUGUAUUGGAUUGCAUUAAAAUGUAUUGUAUCAAGC
Ziziphus jujuba (common jujube) is the source of this 1347-nucleotide messenger RNA. RefSeq names its product peroxisomal (S)-2-hydroxyacid oxidase GLO4. Gene Ontology annotation, molecular function: oxidoreductase activity; FMN binding. Lineage: Eukaryota; Viridiplantae; Streptophyta; Magnoliopsida; Rosales; Rhamnaceae. The record is from RefSeq and is a predicted model, not a curated record.